UGAGAAAGCAGCAGUAAAACAGUGAAUUCACACUCUCCUCAGUUCAUCUCCAGCUUCUCCCCACUGCCAAUCCAAACACCAAUUCAGCUCUUGACUCCACAGCAGCUAAGGGGGACUGGAUCUAGGGGAGAAAAAUAAAGAAGGGAAAAACUAUGAGAAAUCUCAAAUUAUUCCAAUUAUCACUCAUUUUCUUCUCUUCGAUCUCAUUGCUUCCAAUCUUAACUCUCGCAUUCUCCGCCGAAAACCCUACCGAUCGGCGCAUUUUAGUUUUGCUGGAUGACGUUUCACUCAAAUCCUCCCACUCCAUCUUCUUUAGUUCUCUUCAGAGCCGCGGUUUUGACCUCGAUUUCAAGCUCGCCGAUGAUCCCAAAUUGACCCUUCAGCGCUACGGCCAGUACUUGUACGAUGGAUUGAUUCUAUUCGCUCCCACCACCGAGCGGUUUGGAGGUUCGUUGGAUUUGGCGGCGGUCUUGAGCUUUGUUGACUCUGGUCAUGACGUCAUUGUGGCCGCCGAUUCCAAUGCCUCCGAUUUGAUCCGUAACAUUGCCGCUGAGUGCGGUGCGGAUUUCGACGAGGAUCCUUCUGCUGUGGUUAUUGAUCACACAAGCUAUGCUGUCUCAGAUACUGAGGGAGAUCAUACAUUGAUUGUCUCUGAUGAACUUAUCCAAUCUGAAGUUAUUUUGGGUAAAGAAAAGAUUGAGGCACCUAUACUUUUCAAAGGGAUUGGUCACUCGCUGAACCCAGAAAAUAAUUUGGUUCUGAAGGUGCUUUCGGCCUCUUCUACAGCAUAUUCUGCCAAUCCUAACUCAAAGUUGUCAACCCCUCCGUCUCUUUCUGGAUCUGCUAUUUCAUUAGUUUCAGUUCUGCAGGCCAGGAAUAAUGCACGAGUUUUGAUUUCUGGCUCAUUGGAACUGUUCAGUAAUAGAUUGUUAAGAGCAGGUGUUCAGAGAGCUGGACAUUCAAAGAAGUUUGAUAAAUCUGGUAAUGAACGCUUUGUGGUUGAAGUUAGCAAGUGGGUUUUCCAUGAAAGGGGACACCUCAAGGCUGUCAAUGUUAGACACCAUAAAGUUGGUGAAUCAGAUGAACCUGCGAUUUACAGGAUAAAUGAUGACUUGGAGUAUUUUGUUGAGAUAUAUGAGUGGUCUGGAACACGGUGGGAGCCAUAUGUUGCAAAUGAUGUGCAGGUGCAAUUCUAUAUGAUGAGUCCUUAUGUGUUAAAAACCUUGUCAACCAAUGAGAAGGGGCUAUAUCAUACUUCAUUUAAGGUGCCAGAUGUUUAUGGAGUUUUUCAAUUCAAGAUUGAGUAUCAGAGGCUUGGCUAUACAAGCUUAUCACUUUCUAAGCAGAUUCCGGUACGACCAUUUAGGCAUAAUGAAUAUGAAAGAUUUAUAACAACGGCUUUCCCUUACUAUGGAGCAUCAUUUUCCACGAUGCUUGGUUUCUUCAUCUUCAGUAUUGUAUACCUCUACAGCAAGUAAAUGACUUUGAGGAAGUCUUUUGUCCGUAAUUCAGAAUACUAUCUGGCGCCUUUUUCCAUGUUAGGCCAUUUUAUUCAUGGGUAAAAGAGAGGAAUUUUUUGCGUUUACAUCUACAGCAAAUGUACUAACUUAAUUGUUAUAGUCGAGGCACGUUUGAUUGUAUCCAUUUUGUGGAAAUGCCUAAUUCAUCGUAGUUACGUUAUAGCAGGA
Coffea eugenioides is the source of this 1688-nucleotide messenger RNA. RefSeq names its product dolichyl-diphosphooligosaccharide--protein glycosyltransferase 48 kDa subunit-like. Lineage: Eukaryota; Viridiplantae; Streptophyta; Magnoliopsida; Gentianales; Rubiaceae. The record is from RefSeq and is a predicted model, not a curated record. Bases 153 to 1478 code for a protein of 441 amino acids. Gene Ontology annotation, cellular component: oligosaccharyltransferase complex; endoplasmic reticulum membrane. The transcript has 13 exons.